Molecule: messenger RNA, 798 nt
Organism: Vicia faba (fava bean)
Lineage: Eukaryota; Viridiplantae; Streptophyta; Magnoliopsida; Fabales; Fabaceae
Source: the annotation of a GenBank genome assembly
AUGAGAAGAGGAGGCGGCGUUCCACCGUCCACCACGGUGGACGUCAAACCAUUUCUCUUCUCCCCAGACAUAAACAUAUCAGCUAUCAUCAACCUUUGCAAACAACAAAGCAACAAUGCUAGGAUCAUCAGUUACAUUCCCCAAAACGUUCCGUUCGUUUGCGAAAUCUGCACCGACACUAAAACAAUGAAAGACGCUUUCUGCAUCGGAGCUUGUUCCCACAGGUACUGCUCCGACUGCAUCGUUAUGUACAUUGAUUCAAAUCUGAAAAACAACACCGUCAACAUUCGUUGUCCCUUUAUUGGUUGCCGCUGUUUGUGGGAAGCCGAUAGUUGUCGUAUGAUUCUUCCUGUGGAGAUUUUUGAUCGGUGGGGGAUUGCGUCUUGCGAGGCGUCGUUUGAUGUUCCAUUGAAAGUAUAUUGUCCGUUUGCAGACUGUUCGGCUCUUAUGAUCAAAGACAGAAAGGAGAAGGUUAUUGGAAGAUCAAAGUGUCCAAAUUGUAAGAGGAUGUUCUGCGCAGAAUGUAAGGUUGCAUGGCAUGAAGGAAUGGAAUGCAGCGAGUUCCAGAAAUUGAAUGCUGAUGAGAAAGAUAAUGAAGGUGUUAUGUUGAUGUGCCUUGCGAAGGAUAUGAAGUGGAGGAGAUGCCCUAAUUGCAGAUUUUAUGUUGCCAGAUCUCAGGGCUGCGACCAGAUGAUGUGCAGGUGUAAAUGUAGAUUCUGUUACAAAUGUGGAGAUGUUUCCAACCUUAAAGACCCGUGCAGUUGUUUUAAGCCCGUCCAGGUCCAUAGGGUUCGAUAA